Molecule: messenger RNA, 2003 nt
Organism: Mycotypha africana
Lineage: Eukaryota; Fungi; Mucoromycota; Mucoromycetes; Mucorales; Mycotyphaceae
Exons: 4
Coding region: 108-1730 (540 amino acids)
Source: RefSeq, a predicted model, not a curated record
UGGAAAGCAUUGUAUUCUCUUACAUCUAUAAUUACUCGACAACUAUUUAGAUAAAUAGUCUUACAAUCAUCGUCUCACUGUUCACCAUUUUGGAUCAAAUAUUUCCCAUGAAGAUACAUAAUACUGCUUUUCUACUGUCGGCUAUCAUUCCAGUAUUGUGUGCUGUCAAUGUUCCAAACCCCGUUUUUUGGGAACGUAGUUUCGUUAUGAACAUUAGUAAUGAGAACAGUAUUGGUACUCUAAUUCAAUCGACUUCAAACAUGGCAACUUCCCAAGACUUUCAAGGUAUACACCUCGAUCCGAAUCCUAGAAAUGCUCCUGAUAGGAUUGUCUUUAACUUUGAUGAAGGUUGUCCCUCUUCAAAUAUAACGAUGGAUACAAUUCAACAGUUGAACUUUGAUAGUAUACAGGCAGCACCUAUUAGAGACGCUCAGAAAAUAGCUCUUGUCAAACGAGGAAAUUGCAAAUGGAGUGAAAAAAUUGAUACAGUCAAUCAUUUAGCCUUAGCCAAUAAUAUAAACAUCACAGCCAUCUUUAUUUACGACAACGAGCCACACGGUUCCAAUGUUACAAUUCAACGAAAAGCAGUGGUUGGUUCAGGGAGUAUAGGUCCUCCUAGUUACCCAGAUCCACUUCCUGCGAGCCGCUCCAUAUUGAAUAUGUCUGAUAAUGAUUUGGACUUGACAAGUCCUUCUACAACAACAGUCUAUUUUCUUCCAUUUAUUUAUGGCAACACCUUUGUCGACAGAAUCAACAGUUCAUACAAUGCCUCUAAUCCAGCAUUAAGAGUGUUCUGGUUAGUCACGCCUUAUUUAGAAGAAGUGAGUUGGGGCUAUGUAUACAGUGAUGGCUUUUUUGCAACGGGUCGAGGCUAUUUAUCAUAUAUCAUUGCCUUAGCAGCCAUCUUUAUCCUCGGCGUGAUUUUCCUUCGAUGGUGGCGGGUUCGUCGUCUCAGAGGUGAUUAUGCAAAUGGCAGCGGGAAUGGUUUCCAACUGCAACCUAGACCAAACCAAGUAGAUCCUUUACCUGUCGACAUUGUCAACUCUUUGCCUAUUGACAAGUAUUCGGAAGGUCUCAUAAAAAAUGUGAAUUGUGCCAUAUGUUUAGAGGACUUUGUACCCAACAAGAACGAUAUCAGAAUCUUACCAUGUGGCCAUGGCUUUUGUGUCUUGUGUAUAGAUCCUUGGUUAACUCAAAAAUCAACUAUGUGCCCAAUAUGUAAAUGGGAUUGCUUACCGGCUGAACUUCGUCGCGAAAGAGAUGCACAAAACGCCCAAAAUUUCCGAAGGGAACAAAACCAGUCAGCCAGCCAAGUUGAGAACAGUGGAUCUAAUAGCAGUACCAGUGAUAGCACUGUAAUAAAUAUGGAUGUGUCUGAAUCCCAUAGGCAAGAGAACCAAGGAUCAACGGUUCAGCAUGCAGAGUCACAAAGUCAAGAAAUAAACCAUCAAAACAUAGCCCAAACAAUGACGCCUCCCACUCCUCCACCAUCUUCACCCACAAUGAACCAACACAAUGAAGCACCAUUAUCUGCAAACAAUGCUGAAAUAAAAUAUUCAAAAGUUGCUACUGAUGUUCCGUCGAGAUAUUCAACGAACUGUUCUAUAGAUGAGAAACAAUCUUCGAAUCCUUUUGAAUCGCAACCCACGUCAGGGUCGAGCUCUUCACAACAUGUGCCGUUCACUAAAGAACGCAGUAGUAUCGAUGAAAAAAAGUCCUCCAGAAACUAGUCUUUCAUCAUCUCAGCUGAUAUCUCUCCAUUUCCUUUGUACAUAUACACGUUUAUUUUAUCUAAUCUUACAAGCUCCCAUAUAUACACUGUAUUAUUCCUAUUCUUUCAUAGAUCGUUUACCUGCAAAUAUUUAUUUAUAGUGUUCCUUUCAUUUGUUACUAUUGAAUAUAAUCUCUAUUUUCCUUCAUCCUCAAUAAACCUCCACAACUUUACUGAGAGAGCUUUUCUCAGUAUAGUUUGCUUUGGCUACAUCCACUCACCCCCCCCCCCC